This is a messenger RNA of Drosophila arizonae, 1169 nucleotides long. RefSeq lists its product as uncharacterized. NCBI's taxonomy places the organism in Eukaryota, Metazoa, Arthropoda, Insecta, Diptera, Drosophilidae. The record is from RefSeq and is a predicted model, not a curated record.
AUCCAAGGCAGCUUGUACUGCGUGCUUUGCAAUCUGCGCGGCAUUUGAGCUUACUGUGUGUAAAUAUUUAUUUAUUUAUUGUUUCAAGUGAUGUAUAAAGUGGUUUCAUGCAUCCACCUAAAUGUUCUAUGUGCUAGUGUAACGUGUUCACAUCAAAUACGCCUCAAAUUGCAGAUUUUCGUGCCGCGCGUGUGCUAAGCUGAGAUGCCGAUCAGCUGUUUGUGUAAUUUGUGUAAUAAAGCCGAAUAUAUCGAUAAGUGAAUAAAUAUUGCAAUCGUUUUCGCGGCUUGGUGAUUUGAUUUUGUUGUUUUUAAAAUAUAAGAUCAUUAAAUGCAAUUGAUGGUGUGAUGUUCUUUAAAGUUGUGUUUUUGUGUUAUUGUUCGGCAACAUGCAAGCUCGUGUUUGAAAUUAGCUUGUUAAAAUAAAUCGCAUUUGCGUGUAGUGUUUGUGAUUGAUCAGCUGAAUAGUCUGUAAAGACUUCAGACUGCGGACUUAAUUGCAUUUGCCAAAAGGCGCGCCCGCUGCUGCUUUGCAUUUAGAUUUCAUUGUUUGACAGCAGCUGAAAGAUACGUACCGUUCGCGCAGCAGACGAGACGCCGGCCAGCCGCACGCCCUCGACGCCGAGUUGGCCAAGAAGGAAAUUUUGCGCGAGUUCGGGCCACAGGCUUGCAUACUCGAGGAGCCGUGCCGCAUGCAUGCCGCACGCUCAGCCAGCCAACGACGUUCUGGCUUUGCGGGCAACGCAGCGCCACAUGCGCCCUGGUCCGAGGUCUUGAGUCAAAAUGCGCUUCAAGGAGUAUCCCGAAAUAGUUGUGGAUGUCAUACCAAAGCUGUACGAGAGCCACAUCAAGGUCUUCAUCACGCAUCUCUAUGGCAUGCAGGACAAGCUGGAGCGACUGCCCAAGCAGUUCUGCAAGAUGUACACCACCCAGCCGCUGGCCAAUCAGCUGCUCAGCUACCUGAGCAGUCGUGGUGCCAAGGUGUCCCAGCAGGACUUCCAUAUAGUCAAGGAGGCGCAGCCCUUGCAGCUGCGCCUCAGCGAUGGCAAGCGACUGGAGCUGAUGCUCUGUGCCGGCAAUGAAAUCGGCAACAGCCUAAUGCUGCUCAUCCGCAAGCCGCAAGGCGGCCGAUUGCUCUUCUACUACUCAGCCGUGCAGCAGGAUGAUCUC